Messenger RNA from Lactuca virosa, 438 nucleotides. The record is from the annotation of a GenBank genome assembly. NCBI's taxonomy places the organism in Eukaryota, Viridiplantae, Streptophyta, Magnoliopsida, Asterales, Asteraceae.
AUGGACAACGAUGUUUCAAGUAGCGAGAGGUUUCUGUCUCUUGAGCAAGUGCUAUGGGGGGAUUUUGAGGGGGGACCUACAGUAUCACGAAGUCCCUCUGGUAGAGACGCUAUCAGCCCUAUCUUUGAGGGUGAUGUCCCUCCUCUCAAGGCGGGGGCCCGAGGAUCGGGUGUGGCUAGUGGUAAAGUUGUCUCUCAUUGGUGGUCUGAUGCUGUUGAUUCCGCCCACGAGGAAGAUGUCAGUGGCAGUUCUAUCAGCCGGCGGUUGCGUCAGAAAUGCAACAUUGAUCCUCUAUUUUCCCAAUCCCCUGUUGUUAUCGACAUUGCCGAUACUGAUGACCCGCAACCUGUGGAAACAGUGGAUUUGCAUUGGCCUGAUGAGCUAGGCAUUGUGGGCAAUUACUCCGUACCUCUCUCUGUUCUCGGUGAUGCCCCAUAG